UGACAGUGACACGGGCUGUCAGUUCCGUCACGGUGCAUCUCUGGUCGCCUGUUCCGUUCUUCUGUCAUCCCCACUCUCAUUCCAUUCCUUUUUUCUUUAUUAUGAUUAUCCUCUAAUUAUUACUCCGUCACACUCCGUCAUUAGAGAGUAGGGCGAGAAACGGAGCGACUGGAGAAGUCGUGUGAGUAACGAGUUGUGUCUGAAACGACGCGUGCUUUUUACGGUUAAAAGCAUUCCCGUAGUCUUGUCUUAUCUCACCGAGUGACAAAUAUGAAUAAUUCUUAAGAAUAUUUCUAUCACUAGAGUUUCAAGAUUAUGCUGCGAUUGCACAAUUUCUUUCUUGAUUUGGUGUUGUGAGUCUGGUUUCUCCAAAUGAAGAAUCUUGAGCGUCGACUCUCAUCCCAGUGACUAAUAGUGCUUUAUAAAUAAAUUAAUUACUUUCAGACUGAAAUCGACCAAUUUCGUAACUCAAACCCAAGAUAAAACAAGAUUUGGUAAAAGUACUGUGAAUUCUGGAAUCUAUCUUUAGACAAGAAUAUCUUUCACGCAUGGAAAAACAUGUGUAUGUUAAAGAACGAGUGACUUAAUUCCGAUUCCAGAAAAAGGCCUUAUUUUUCCUACUUCGAAAAAACCGUAAAAAGAAUUUUACUCCAAAAUGCGAGGGCCCGAAAAACGUGUAUGGAAUGCACUCGGAGAAAUAACGAUCUGGAUUUCCUAUUGAAAAAGAAAGAUCUUCAUUGAUGAUCAAAAAAAGGAGAAAAGAAAGAGCAUUCUUUUGAGAAUGAAUGGAGAAAUUGAGUCGAUGUGCCGGGAGAGGCCAACUCGCUGUCUGAAAAUUCCUCUGAGGUCGACGGAGCAGAUUUAUUUAGUGUUUUUGAUUCCAACACUCGUAAACUGCAUUCUAUAUGUUCUUAAUUUUUCGGCGGAUUUGGUGGUUUCUGUUCAGCAUUUUCGAGAGGACAAUCCGAUAUGGGGAUGCAUUACUAUUGGCUUGAUAUAUUUGCCUGCAAUUGUUUAUUUUGUUUUGACGGUUUCGAGACCAGAUUGGUGGAUGACAGAUGAUGAUAAGGUGUCAAAAGGUGCCUUUGCGUGGUUUGGACUUCAACUGUGUCAUCUUAUCGCCUUUCCUCUCUUCGCUCUAUAUAGAUUUGCCGGAUUAAUAGUCCUGAUCAUAGAUGCGAUAAGAUUGUCUGGUACUGAGAGAAAAAAAACUUUAAACUUGGCCUCUGCACCUGCUGCUAUGGAAUUAUACUUUUUCCUUCAAGCUUGGUUCCAGGCUGCUCCGCAAGCAGUAUUUCAAACUCACUUGCUCUUCAGAGAAAGAACAGUUGAACGCACUCAACAAUCUGCUCCUUCUCCCACAGAAGCAGUUCAGAUACUAUGCAUCCUCGUUUCCAUUGCCGUGAUGGCAAUGAAAACAAUGUCCUUCCAAAGAUACGAAAGUCAACGAGUCUACGGUAGAAAAUUACCCUGGGCCUUAUGGUUGAAAAAAUACCGAAUUCAAGAACUGAACAGCCUCGAGGAAAAAACUCCAUUGCACGCGGCAUCGCCAACCCCAGCCAAAGAUUCAACCAGCCCUUCCCUAGCAGAUAAUUCGAUGCGAUCAAACGAUGAGCACUCAAAUGGCAGAGGAUCGGAAUCCCGAGUCGUUUUGGAACGUCAAAUCUCCACGACUCCACCACUUCCUCCAAAAAACGCGCCUCUCAUUCCUCCUCCCACUCCACUCAGGAGAAUCACUUCCUUCACGCCAAUCCCUGUUCCGGAUAUGCCGGCUCCACCGAGGCCCGACUCCAUUGUCAAUGAAUCCUCGGAAACAGCGAGGUCUACUUCAUCAACACAAGAAAUCGAGGAAAAGCCAUCAGAUAAACUCUCCUCAACCUUGAUAAUUCCAAAACGAAAGCAGUCGACAAAAGGUCUCGAAGAAGACGAACCUGUGGGAAAAUUCGUCUCGUUCCUCUGGUGGUUCCUUUUCAUUUUGCCCCGGGUUCUUUCCAUCGCGAUAUUCUUCGAGCACUUUCCCUUUCAUCUGCUUGGUGUCCUGGGCUUCCACUAUGUGCUCAUGCUUGCAUAUUUAUUUUACUACGCAAAAUAUCAAGACGCCACGACUUUCUUCGUGAAUUUGUGGCUCGGCUUGGUCUACAUUUUCAGCGUGAUUGAGUACAGGAUCAAAUUUAAGUACGCUGACAAGUGGCUAGUUUCAUAUUGCACGCUGGUGCUGUUGCAAAAUACUGCUUUGACCCUUGUCUGGUUCUUUUGUGGCGCAUCAAAUGGAUUCUGGUACUAUUAUGCAUUUUCAAUAACAUUUAUCAGUAUGGGACUCUGCAUUUCUUCGACCGCUGUUUAUCACACAAUGUUUAAACCCGGAAAACGAAGAAUUUACGCUACUUGAGAGAUAAGUGGAGAUAGAUUGUAUAGGGAGAGAUUUAAUUUUAAGAUAGUCCGUCGGUGGACGCUAAUCGACUGAAUGGGAAUGAGCUUUAGAAAAUUAUUGACAACUGUGGAUUUUAAAAAUGAUCCUGAACUCGAAUGAGAAUUGAGAAAAUUCAUAGAAUCGAUUUGUGCAUUAUGAAACGUCGGUGCUCGCUUGGCAUUCACAGUAUUUACGCAUUCGGUACAUCACUCGUUUAUUUAUUAUCCAUUAUUCAUAAUAAAAUCUAUCCUUUAUUUUAUAUUAUACAA
Molecule: messenger RNA, 2679 nt
Organism: Belonocnema kinseyi
Lineage: Eukaryota; Metazoa; Arthropoda; Insecta; Hymenoptera; Cynipidae
Exons: 5
Coding region: 782-2389 (535 amino acids)
Biological process (GO): engulfment of apoptotic cell; phosphatidylserine exposure on apoptotic cell surface; apoptotic process involved in development
Cellular component (GO): plasma membrane
Source: RefSeq, a predicted model, not a curated record